CCCAGGUGAAAGACGAUUGCGUCCCGUGGUGCUUUUGUGACGGGCCCCGCUUAAUGCGCCGUGCCCAACAACAGCUGAUUGCGCCGUUUCAAUGGGAAUAUUAUUUUCAGAUAUUCUGAACUUUGAGCCGAGGCGCUUUAUUAUUGUUGUGUAGGGCCGAAAGAUGCAACAUUAUUCCCAGCUGUACCAUAUCGUUGAAUGGUGGUUAGUAUACUCUUGUGUGCUAUCUGAGACCAGGAGUCAAUCACACUGGAGAUUAGCCUCUGUCGGUUCGCACGCUGGGUAAACCUAAACUCUCAACCACUAACGAGGACAACUUUAUAGAUUUUUUUCACGCCAGGAGUUGACAACGAACGACAUAAUCACCUUUAAUUUGCUGGAACGACUGGUCGUGACGCAGUGCAUGCAGUGAUCUAUUUGCCAUUGCGCUGUAUAGAAACUUACAAGAGAAUAUUACUCCUGAGGAAUUUGUAUACCUGAACAGUCUUCCUUACAAAACAGCCAUGACGAACCAAGCUGGUCAAAAGGACGAGAGCUUCUUCAAGCAGCUGUGGGCCAAUUUCACAAAUAUCCUUCCGUUUUCAAGUGACAACGAUGUGCCAGACGAGGCAACAGGGCUGACGAAAGAACAGAAGGACCAGAUCAAGAAAUCAUGGGAUGUCGUCUGCACCAUCAAGACCAAGUUCGGAGUGGAACUGUUUGCAAAGUUUUUCGAAAGGCACCCAGCCGCUCAGCAGCACUUUGCCCAGCUCAAAGACAUGACGGACUUGGAGGUCCUCAAGAAGAGCUCCAAGAUGCGCGCCCACGGCUACCGGGUGGUGUCCGCCUUUUGCUCCCUGGUCGAGAACCUAGACACGCCUGAUAUCUUCAUUGAGCUCCUCACGAACACGGGCUACUCACACAGCCUCCGGACUGUGCCUCACCACUUCUUCGAGGACCUUGGACCGGUGUUUCUGGACGUGAUGACCGAACAACUUGGGGACAAGUUUACGCCAAAGGCCAAAGAGGCCUGGGGUUUGGCCUACACCUUCAUGUGCAAGGUCAUCUUGGGCGCCAUGGACGAAUGCGAGGGCCAGGGCGCGAAAUGAUGCCCACGCGAGAUCUCGUUUUUGAACAGACGUGAUUCAAGUCGUUAGUCUUUACGGGAAUUGGGUUUAUAGCACGACAGUAACAUGGAAUUGCAUGAGCUCCAUGAUGAAGGUGAUAAUACACAAAAUGUACCAGUUCUAAGCGCCGUUUUAUACCUCACCUGAUCACGAAUGCGACUAGAAAUUUUGACAUCACCAAGUGAGGCGUUCAUCUACAGAGGACAAAAUAUACUUUACCAUUACACUUUUCACAGCGGUUUGCCUCGCAUUCUUAAAUCGCGUUGAGCAGAAACCGGGCUUAAAACCUGUACAACUUAGACGAUAGAACUGGCAGGAAAGUACUUAAUUCAACCACUAGGACUUGAAUCACGUCCAGAUAUUCCCGGAUUAAUUCUUAUCAGUAAUUCUGUGGGCGCCCUACCCAUCACUAAUAUGCAAUUCGCAAACUUUGGGAUAUACUGGUUUCCCGUGGAAACGAAAUCAAGACUUAGGGCCUAUGAUAUAGCGAGACUUUUUGGUUUACUAGACUAGUAUGUUAACAUAUUCUACGGAAGCCUGACGGUACCACUGGGCAGGGUGAAUAUUUUAAGAUGGUAAGUAUAUGUGGCGGCAGCCAGACAGUAAUUGGGUGGCCGCCAGAUUUG
Messenger RNA from Patiria miniata (bat star), 1732 nucleotides. Its product is annotated as cytoglobin-1-like. The coding region runs from base 504 to 1088 and encodes 194 amino acids. Gene Ontology annotation, molecular function: oxygen binding; heme binding. Lineage: Eukaryota; Metazoa; Echinodermata; Asteroidea; Valvatida; Asterinidae. The transcript has 5 exons. The record is from RefSeq and is a predicted model, not a curated record.